CGCUUUGACAGUUUGGGUUGGGCAUUUGUUUGUGUAUUAAUUUCAUUCGCCCUGUUAAAUUGUUGGUGCAUUUCCAAACUUUCCACAUUCCCUAAUUUUCUAUUGUUUGUUGUGUUCAAAACUAAAACCGUCCUUUACCAUGGUUUCGCUUAAGUCUUGCAUAAUCUCACUCGCAUUGUGCCUUUUCCUGUUCAUCGGCAACAGUGAAGCCAUCUGGUGCUACCGGUGCAAUUCCGCGACGCCGGGCUGCGGCGACAAGUUCAACUGGCGUGGCAUCGGCUACCUCGGCGACCCGUGCCCCGAGGAUGACGACGUGUGCGUGAAGGUGAUCGAGCGCAAGGGCACGAUGGAAACGUACACGCGCGAUUGUUUGAGCUCGCUGCAAGGCUUCCGCACGGACAUUCCGGCCGACAAGUACGAGGGAUGCCGCCCGGCGGCCCGGGAUCUGAAUCUCGCGCACUACGUGAACACGUCGGUCAAGGAGCUGGACGUGAAGCGCGAUCAUUACGACUCGACCACGUUCUGUUUCUGCUUUUUGGACCACCGGUGCAACGGUGCUACGGCACUGAGCGGUACCGCAGGGUAUCUGUGGAAGCUGGUCGCUUGUCUGCUGCUGUCAAUGGUCGCCUUAAGACGCUGAGGGAAGGAGGUGGGAGCAAACAUUACCAUACAAAAUCUCAACCCAAACACGCAUUUUUGAAGGGAAAGAAGGUGUUGUUCGAUGGGGAGAAGGAAGUAACAGUACUCCGUCCUAGCAGUUAAGAUGUCAACGUUCCGUCCAGGAUUUUUUAGAUAAAAUAAAGCUUUACAUUUUAAUAA
This is a messenger RNA of Anopheles arabiensis, 819 nucleotides long. RefSeq lists its product as uncharacterized. Gene Ontology annotation, biological process: positive regulation of voltage-gated potassium channel activity; sleep; regulation of synaptic transmission, cholinergic. Bases 140 to 640 code for a protein of 166 amino acids. The record is from RefSeq and is a predicted model, not a curated record. NCBI's taxonomy places the organism in Eukaryota, Metazoa, Arthropoda, Insecta, Diptera, Culicidae. The transcript is spliced from 2 exons.